Asparagus officinalis (garden asparagus) is the source of this 925-nucleotide messenger RNA. RefSeq lists its product as uncharacterized. The coding region runs from base 74 to 619 and encodes 181 amino acids. The transcript has 3 exons. The record is from RefSeq and is a predicted model, not a curated record. Lineage: Eukaryota; Viridiplantae; Streptophyta; Magnoliopsida; Asparagales; Asparagaceae.
UACUUCGGCACCAAAAUAACAACCAGAACCCUUUCUUCACUUGACCUCCGUCUCUUGAUCCUCCAAAUCCGAAAUGGAGCCCAGCGGACCCGGGUUCGGACCCAAAUCCGGAUCCACUAACAAGGAAGACAAGUGGUCGCUCCCAUUCUGCACCAUCGUGGCGGUGGACACGAGCGAAAGCAUCAGCUACAGAGCCUGCUCCAUCUGCGAGAGGACCCUCCCUGAAGACCCUUCCUCUUUCUGCUCCUUCUGCUCCAACAACUCCUCCGCAAAUCCCGGGUGCAAACGCGUCUAUCGGAUCCUUGUAUCCAUUGCUACUACCGACGAGGUAAUCGUGGUGAUCUUCUUCGAUCGCGUCACCCGUGUCCUCUUCGGCUGCUCAGCCGACGAAUUCUUUCACUUCUGCAGGCUCCAUCCAUUCGCGGCCGAAAAGGCAGCAGAGGUAUUAGAAGGGGAAAUGUGCAGGCUUACACUGUCGAAGCCAAAGAGCAGUAAUGCUCAGCAUCUCCGUGCUGCUUCCGUUGUUCCCUUGCGCACUGGAUUUCGCCCUGUGAUCGAUACUUUGAAGCAAAUGUAUGGGAUCGAGACUUCUUCCAGCGGCAUGAAAAAAGAAAAAUGAUAUGUGAUUGUUGUGUGCAAUCUGAUGUUUGACAGACUUCUGCCUUCUUCCAGCGGCAUGAAAAAAGAAAAAUGAUAUGUGAUUGUUGUGUGCAAUCUGAUGUUUGACAAACUUCUGCCUUACUUAAUCGAUCGUUUUGUUUAGAUUACAGGAUUUGUCAAUUGCUUGCAAUCGAUCAGUUGUCGGUUUCUUGUGGCUUCAAAUGAGAAAUGCCUCAGAAAUGAUCUCUUCAACAAGCCGCAACGCUUGGUUGGUAUAAGGUAGCAUCGAGUAAUUACUGAUGGAGAAGAGCAAUUAAUUUAUCAA